AUGGACAACUUCCACUAUGAUUUGACUGCCGAGCAGCUGCAAAGCUUCCAGGAGUCCGGCUAUCUUCUGGUGCGGGGCUUCUUCAGCCCGCAGGAGACCAAGCUGCUCCAGCAAUGGGCACAGGAGGUGCAUGACCUGCCGCGGACCCCCGAUGUGCCAUGGAUGCCCUAUGAGGAGGUCAAUGGUCAUGGCCAACGGGUGCUGUGCCGCACCGAGAACUUCGCGAACUCCCAUCCUGGCUUCAACAGCUUCCUGCGGGGAGAACGGGCCACCAGCACUCUGAAGCAGCUCGCCGGUGAGGAGAUGUUCCUUUUCAAGGAGAAGAUCAACUAUAAGCUAGCUGGAAGUGGUGGCUUUGAACCUCAUAUCGACGCCAAUGCCUACACACACGUCAAGAACAUCAAGCACUUGACCAUUCUUGCCGCUGUGGAUGACAUGAAUGCAGCCAACGGUGGCCUGGAUGUAGUUAACGGCAGCCAUCGCAUGGAGGUUCCUCUGGGUAGCGAUCGCUGCAUUGAACACACUUGGGUGGACAGCCAAACGUGGACACCCUGCGAUCUGCAACCGGGUGAUAUAUUGAUCUUCGGCUCUUACUUGGCCCACCGCAGUGGUGCCAACACUAGUCCGAAGGACCGACGCGCCAUCUACGCCACUUACAACUGCGCCACAGAGGGCAAUUUGCAUGACCAGUACUAUGCGGACCGCCAGAAGCUCUGGCCCGCUACCCACAUGCGGAAGGAGGGCGAGGAAUACAAGGAAGGACGGGAACGUUAUGCCUAUGGAUCGCCCAUGCUGACUGUGGAAGAAAGCGCAAACAUGGGUUCUGCAGCUUAG
Messenger RNA from Penicillium canariense, 834 nucleotides. RefSeq names its product phytanoyl-CoA dioxygenase family protein. The record is from RefSeq and is a predicted model, not a curated record. NCBI's taxonomy places the organism in Eukaryota, Fungi, Ascomycota, Eurotiomycetes, Eurotiales, Aspergillaceae. Bases 1 to 834 code for a protein of 277 amino acids. The transcript is spliced from 3 exons.